Molecule: messenger RNA, 1039 nt
Organism: Colius striatus (speckled mousebird)
Lineage: Eukaryota; Metazoa; Chordata; Aves; Coliiformes; Coliidae
Exons: 2
Coding region: 331-948 (205 amino acids)
Source: RefSeq, a predicted model, not a curated record
ACGCACGAUCCCGCAUGGGGACUGCGCCCGCCAGCGCGGCGGGGCUCAGGUGAGCUCUGUGCUCACGGCCUGGCUCCCCGGCGCAGCGCGGGGCCGCUCAAGUGCACACUCACGAAAGACGGCGCCCAGAGCAGCGGGUAAGAGCGAGACGAGGACGCGAGACGGUGGAGAACAGAGAGGAAGGCUGCACAGCGUGGUCCCACUGUCCUGAUUGCCACCAUCCUCACCCAGCCCACGCCGACACGUUGCCAGAGCCAGACUGCUGCUGUCAUCCUGGCGUAUUCAAAUGCCUCCAUUACUCAUCAAGAACAAAGUAGGACUAUCUAGUAAAUGAAAAACCACCACAUGGCACCGUCCCCUGCCUGUUAUUUAUGCCUGCUUCCUUUUCCACUUUUCAAAGGCUACCGUCCAUGUCUGCAGCAAAUCAUAAAUCCCGCAGCUCGGGCGAGGCUGCUGGCAUCAGGGGAGGAAGCAGACACUGGGGCUGCAAACGCCGGGCAGCGCUGGAGCCCAAACGAGAGCGAAGGUAAACAAACAUCGCCGGCUGCUCAGAUGGCUCGGGAAGGAGAGCGGGCAGGUCUCCGAGUGGAAGACGGGCAGGUCCUGCUCCGGGCAGCAGGCACAAGUCUCAGCUCCCCCAGUGAGUCCCCAGACGGGCCGUCCCGCCAGCCAGCACCACCCUGCACAGCACUGACAAGCACAAAAACUGCUGAACCUGAACUUUGGAACGAGCCUUCACACUCGCACUGGGCGGAGAGCAGCAGCGACAGAAGCGACAAUCUAGGUUCUCCCUGCAGCCCACCACUGGAAUCUUUCCUGCUGCACGUUCAGACACAUUAUGAGGACAAGCUGGAAGGAAGUACUGAGCCCAACAAGCCUGUGCUUUUGGCCUGUGUUCCAGCAGGAAGCCGGGUACGCUGGGAAUUGUGGCAGCUCCGGCUGACGUAAGGACCCAGCACAGCCCCGCUGCUGCUACCAGAUGAAAAGGACAACCAGCAAGACCCAGCAACAGAGCUCUGUUUGCUGGGAGCUGCCCAGU